AUGCAUCCAGGCGGGAAUAAGAUGUAUAGAGAUCUUCAAGAGUUAUACUGGCGGCUUGGGUUGAAGCGUGAGGUUACUGACUUCGUUCCUCGCUGCUUGACUUAUCAGCAGAUAGCACCUUACGAGGCACUGUAUGGUCAUAAUUGUCGCACUCCUUUAUAUUGGAUUGAGUUAAGCGAGCGACGUAUUCUAGGUCCUAAGUUUGUUUCCAAGACUGAAGAUAAGGUUCUACUGAUUAGGGAUCAACUGAAGGUAGCUUAUGAUAGGCAGAAGUCUUAUGCUGAUCUAGAGAGACGUGAGAUCGAGUACUCAGUGGGAGACUUCGUGUUUCUGAAGGUCUCGCCAUGGAAGAAGCAUAUUAUCCCUGUUAAGGAGAUUAAGGUUCAUCCAGAUCUAACCUUUGAGGAAGAGCAGGUUCAGAUUCUGGAUUGCAACCCUAAGGUUCUGAGGAGGAAAUCCAUUCCAUUAGUGAAGGUGCUGUAG
Gossypium arboreum is the source of this 483-nucleotide messenger RNA. RefSeq lists its product as uncharacterized. The coding region runs from base 1 to 483 and encodes 160 amino acids. The transcript has 3 exons. Lineage: Eukaryota; Viridiplantae; Streptophyta; Magnoliopsida; Malvales; Malvaceae. The record is from RefSeq and is a predicted model, not a curated record.